AGUAUGCAGUGGUCUUGCUCAUGUUGGUAUUAUCGCUAGUGAUCGGAGUGUACUUCACAUUUUGGUCUCGCCAGGACAACUACACUGACUACAUGCUCGGUGGAAGGUCAAUGGGGGUGUUUCCUGUAGCCAUGUCUCAAGUGGCAAGCCACAUAUCUGGGAUCGCCAUAGUUGGCACACCUGCAGAGACUUACUCCUACGGGUCCCUCUUCGCUGUGGGGAUGAUCGCUGAUUUGAUAGUUCCAUUCAUCAACAUCGCCCUGUUCUUGCCGAUAUUCUACAAUCUGCAGCUCAAGUCGCUGUUUGAGUAUCUUGAACUUCGCUUCAGCCACAGUGUACGGGUGCUUGGGUCCCUCAUAUUCACUAUAUCACAGAUUGUGUACCUGCCGGCAAUAAUAUACGUCCCAGCUUUAAUUUUCAAUCAAGUUUCAGGGAUGCCAGUUCAAGCAGUCGCCCCCAUUAUAUGUGCAAUCUGCAUCUUCUAUACAACCUUUGGUGGACUAAAGGCUGUACUCUGGACAGACGCAUUCCAGAAUCUCUUCUCCCUCAUUGCCGUCCUCUGUGUCAUGUUCCUGGGCGUCUACUGUGUAGGAGGCGUCGCAGAGAUCCAUCGGAUCAACCUGGAAGGAGGCAGAGAGGAAUUCUUCAUCAUGGAGCUCUCCCCUUUUGUAAGAAGUUCGUUCUGGACAAUUCUCAUAGGCAACACGAUGAAUUGGAUGUGUAACUUGGCAGUUCAUCCUGGAGCGGUGCAAAGGUGUCUCUCGGUGCCUACACUCAGCAAAGCCAAGAGAGUAUUGCUGUGGACGUCGUUUGGAGUAUUCUUCGUACACGGGUUGACAGUAUACUUGGGGAUGAUUUUGUACGCCAGAUACUACGGCUGUGACCCAAUUGCUACUGGGGAAGUCAAGAAGACUGGCCAGCUGGUCCCAUUGUUUGUGAUGGAGGUGACCAAAGGAUAUCCUGGGCUUGCAGGACUGUUUGUCUCUGGUGUUCUCAGUGCUGCAUUGAGUUCAAUGUCUUCUUCUCUCAACACCAUGGCUGGCUCCAUUUACGAAGACUUGGUGGAGUUUUGCUUCAGAGGCCACAAGCUAUCAGAUGUCACACAGUCUUACAUGAUGAAAUGUAUUUCUCUCCUGCUCGGUGUUCUAUGUACCUCUUUGGUCCUUCUAGUCGAAAAGACAGACAGUAUCUUUCAGCUGUCAAUGAGUCUUGGUGGCAUUACAGGAGGAGCAUUGUUUACUUUAUUCUUUCUAGGAAUCUUCGUUCCAAAAGCAAAUUCUAAGGGUGCGAUGGUAGGUGCUAUAACAAGUCUGGUAACGAUGACGUGGAUAAUAGGAAAUGCCUACUUUUAUAUAACCACAGGCCAACUGAAGCAUCGAGCGAAAAUUACUCGCAUAGAUAUGUGUCCCGAUAACUUCACGUCUCCUGAAGUACUUUCAAGACUUGAAACGUAUCAAGGACCUGGAUGCCCUGUAGUCGCAGAAGGAGUUCCGCUGAUCUACCAAGUCUCCCAUAUGUACUACAAUCUCAUCGGAACAGUGGUGGGUGUAUCUGUCGGCCUUGUGGUAUCCUUGCUCACCCAAACACCCGAGUCACCCUCCACCCAGGACACCCAGACACCCAAGUUCACCCAUGACAGGCGACUGUUCUCGCCUCUGGUACACAGGUGGCUUCCACCACCAACAGUCACGGUAGCUGAGGAGUUCACACUCAUCAACUACCCUGAAGUCAACACAAAAGUAGUUGACGAUGAAAUACCUCCGAAAUGUGAUAUCGAUAAGCCAGAGUGAGAUGUGUGGAAAUAAAUCCU
Macrosteles quadrilineatus (aster leafhopper) is the source of this 1810-nucleotide messenger RNA. Its product is annotated as sodium-coupled monocarboxylate transporter 1-like. The coding region runs from base 21 to 1790 and encodes 589 amino acids. Lineage: Eukaryota; Metazoa; Arthropoda; Insecta; Hemiptera; Cicadellidae. Gene Ontology annotation, biological process: sodium ion transport; transmembrane transport. Gene Ontology annotation, cellular component: membrane. The transcript has 13 exons. The record is from RefSeq and is a predicted model, not a curated record. Gene Ontology annotation, molecular function: symporter activity.